Molecule: messenger RNA, 915 nt
Organism: Rhopilema esculentum
Lineage: Eukaryota; Metazoa; Cnidaria; Scyphozoa; Rhizostomeae; Rhizostomatidae
Source: RefSeq, a predicted model, not a curated record
GAAAUUGAUUUGCAGAAUAACAGAACAAAGAUAUCCACACCUUUGGGACAAUGAGAGGGCCAAUCAGCAGAUUCUGUAGGAUAAAGUAUAAAUAAAGGCAACGGCUUCCAUGUCAGUGACAUUCGUCUGCAACUGGCUCAGCGACGACAUCAGAAACAGGAUACAACAUGGAUCUUAAAUUUCUUGGUAUUUUACUUCUCUUGGCAGUAGCAGCUUAUGCUGAUCCUUCUGCGGAGAUUGAAGAGAUUGAAGACCCUGUUGAAAAUGAUGAAGCUCUUGAUGAUGUAAUGGAUGAUGACGAUGAAGAUCUCUCUGAUGACUUGGCGUUUGAUGAAGAAGACUUACGUGGCAGACUAAGAAGAAAAGCUAAGAAAGUGCCAUACUUCUCCAAGGGAAAGUACUGUGUCUGCAGCAAGCAGAAACAAUCAAAAGAAGACGAGACAGAAGAUAUAGCUGAAAAGGAUGUACAAGACCAUAUUGAUGACGUUGCAGAGGAUGUCGAAAAUGCAAUCAAUAAGCCAAGGAAACGACUCAGACCAAGCAAAAAACACUGGAAAUUGGCCUUGAGAAAACUCGUGUAUCCAUUUUUCAAAGCUGAAACCCUUGGAUGCUUCUGCACACGAAACAGAGCUGUUGUCAGAUUGUUGAACUACCUGCACCUUGUUCACUACAUCCACCUUAAGCAGAAGAAAGUCUUCAUCCAACACGUCAAAUAUUUGGUUGCUCAAGUCAAGAAACAGAGGGGAGGCUGAGCUAAUAUGGCGGACAUUCAACUGACACUUGCUUGUAGCUGAACUUUCUAUUUGGAAUCUUCAAAUAUCAAAGUAGCACACACAUUAAGUUAAUGAAGCUCUUCAUACUUUUGUAUGCACCAUAAUUUAUCAUUAAAAAAUUAACUUAUUUGUAGAGACUCAA